This is a messenger RNA of Octopus sinensis (East Asian common octopus), 704 nucleotides long. RefSeq names its product U1 small nuclear ribonucleoprotein 70 kDa-like. The transcript has a single exon. Lineage: Eukaryota; Metazoa; Mollusca; Cephalopoda; Octopoda; Octopodidae. The record is from RefSeq and is a predicted model, not a curated record. Bases 3 to 704 code for a protein of 233 amino acids.
UUAUGUCAGGUCGUGGACAUAACUAUUCUGAUCGUGGACGUGAUAAUAGUUCAAGAGGACGAAGACAGGACGAACCAUGGAACCAAAGUAGUAGAAGACCUCGUGAAGGACCAUCUGGAUACAGCCAAUCAAGACAAGACAACUAUGGAAGCAGAGACCGUUAUUACGAUGAGAGACCGAGCCAACGAGAAGACCGCGGAGGCCGAAAUGACCGAUAUGAUUCUUAUGGUGGACGGCAUGAAAGGGAUGACGGAAAUAGAGGCUGGCAAGGUCGAGAAGGAUACGACUCUCGCAAUAGGGGAUAUGAUAGAGGGGAAAGGCAAUCUGAUAGAGACCGUUAUGAGAGACAAGACAGAGGUUAUGAAAGAAGGGACGAUUAUGAGAGACAAGACAGAGGUUAUGAAAGAAGGGACGAUCGGUCUCAAAAUAGACCUGAAAGAGGCGGUCGUGGAGGAUACGAUCGUGGUGGAUAUGAAAGGGGCGGUAGAGGAGGGUUUGACCGUCCACCCAGGGGAGGUUUCGAUCGUCCAUCCAGAGGAGGAUAUGACCAAGGAGGUCGUGGUAAUGACCGAGGCGGACGAGGAGGCCGUGGUGGUGGGAGAGGCCGUAGUGGCCCAGUCGACCAAUUUGCAGAUCAGGCACAAAACUCUAAUUAUGACGUGGAAUUUACUGUAGAUGAGUCUCAACUCCAUACCCAUGUUUGA